AUGGCCAUCAAAGUGCCUCCGGGCCAGUCGCCGCCUUUCGAGACAAUAGACGACAAGCAUCAUGCUGGAAUUAUAAUCAUUACUGCCGCUAUCUGCUUGCUGAUAUCACUGGUGAGCCUGUUGAUCCGAGUGUAUGUGCGAAAGUUUCUUAGUCCGCCAUGGGGAUCAGACGAUAUCAUCUUGCUCGGGGCGACGAUCACUGCUGUCGCUGAAUCGAUCAUUAUCUUCCACUCCUCGAGUAUCGGAUUCGGGACAGAUAUUUCGCUGGUGGCCGAAAAGUCCGUCAAUCAUAUACAAAAUUCCCUCGUUGCUGCCGACAUACUCUAUUUAUUAACUAUUUAUCUCUCAAAAUGCUGCGUAAUCGCCAUCUACCUGCGGUUGACCCCGCGACAGCGCCACAAGAGUUUUCUGUGGGCGACAUUCGGACUGAGCAUAGUUGGGGCUAUCAUUUCCGUGCUGGUUAUCUCGGUCGACUGCGAGGGAAAUAAGCCAUGGGCUAUACCUGGCGUACAAUCGAUUGCCGCGCUCGACAUCUCGAUCGAAAUUUUACUAUUUACCUUCUGCAUUGCUCUGAUCUGGGGUUUGCAGAUGCAUUUUUCACAUAAAAUCGUGAUUGUAGCAUCUUUUGCCGCUAGACUACCGUUAAUGAUAUUCUCCUCUCUGCGUCUCUCCGCUCUCAGGGAAUACACAACUACCGAAAACCCUACUCUCACCGCAAUCAGCCACACGGUCUUCACCCAGCUACAGCUCAACUAUUCGCUUAUAGCAUGCACAGCCUUUUGCCUGCGCCCCUUCAUGAGCGCUCUCACAACCAAUUAUGGCACAGCUGGCGACUCCAACCUCGGCAGUAGUAGCGGCGGCUACGGAGAACGACUCGCCGCGCAGAAAAAAGAGAAAGUCAAGCAGGUCCCUUAUCAGAUUGGCCGUUGGCGCCUCGUACACCCUGAAGAUAAUCCUGAACAAAAGCCACCUAUUCCAUACCAAAAAAGAAAUUUCGCCAAUCAUCGCCUGUCGACUCACACUAUAAAACACCGUCAAAAGUCAGACUGGACCGGCAUAGCAUCUACACCUGCUUACCAACCUCAGAUGACCCCUUCUCCACAAGCAGACUUUCUGCUCAGCCUCGUCCAGUUUAAUGUAUACCGAGGCCUUUACGACAAUAAGCUAACUUUAUCCCGAUCGGUCGACUCUCUAUUGCCGGGGCAUGACCCGGUGUCCUUUGACACGGCUUUCCCGGGCGUUUUCCAAAUCAUUUCGAGAGCGGAGACACCGAGCUCGCUUGCCUUGACAGAACUACAGGCAGGCAUAAUCCACGCCCCUUGGAUCGACCUUAUUCCAUUCCGACAAAUGCGAGAUGUCUUAAUUCAACAGCAAAGUCAUUACGAUCAUAUCGCGCUUCUACUUGAUAUACUUGGAAAUGUACCUGACCUUGAACCUCUUUCUUCAAGCGACGUGUUCCCGGCCCUUCAAAAUGAUCCAAAACGCUAUACUACUCUCAGUCUCGAAAAUAUUGAGGAGGACGAAGAUGAGAUGACUUCAUCUCGAGCAGGAUUUAUUAUUUGGGGAGAUCCAUCCGACGAGAAUAAUUGGGAGAUCACACCAGGAUUCUUGAGAAAGUGGUCCUGGAUAAUGAAGGGAUCGGAAUAUUUGAUACGAUCGAGUAAUAAAUGGAGGGCUUUCAGGGGCGAAGAACCGAUGAAGCAGGUGAAAUUCCAAUUCGAAAAUCAUGAGAUAUAG
Molecule: messenger RNA, 1737 nt
Organism: Penicillium manginii
Lineage: Eukaryota; Fungi; Ascomycota; Eurotiomycetes; Eurotiales; Aspergillaceae
Exons: 6
Coding region: 1-1737 (578 amino acids)
Source: RefSeq, a predicted model, not a curated record